Macrosiphum euphorbiae (potato aphid) is the source of this 3129-nucleotide messenger RNA. The record is from the annotation of a GenBank genome assembly. NCBI's taxonomy places the organism in Eukaryota, Metazoa, Arthropoda, Insecta, Hemiptera, Aphididae.
AUGGAAUGUAGAUAUUCUGGUUCCUAUAAUAUCUCACAUUCAAAAAAACGCAAGUUAAUGGGCACUCAAAAAAUCCGUGCUGUAUCAGCAAUGCUUGAUAAACAUAUUGAUCCUUCAGUUUUCAACCGCAAGGAAGCAAAACGUUUGAUGAAAGAGGGAGAUUCUACCCCAGCUCAAAUACCAAACAAUCAAACUCUAAGAACAGCUAAGAGUAGAGCAGUGAAUGCCGAACGGUAUCAUUCCAAUCCAAUAGUUGCUGUAAAUAUUAUGAAACAUUGUGAAACUUAUUGCUCAAUUAUUCGAAAUGUUGGAUACGAUGGGUUUUUUGUUCAUUUUUGGAGCAACCUGCAAUUACAGAUAUACAAAGAAUGCUAUUCUAGAGUCAAAAUACCAACUAUGUCGUUUGAUGCAACGGGUGGUUGUUGUAAGAAAAUUAAGAGGUCAAAUGGCGAUCAAAGUAGUCAUCUGUUUUUGUAUGAAGGUGUUAUGGAAAUAGAAGGUAAAACAUUUACUGCACUAUCAAUGAUUUCAGAACAACAUGAUACAUUAUCCAUAUACUCUUGGUUGGACCGUUGGCUUAGAUGUGGCAUUAAACCACCAAAAAUGAUUGUAUGUGAUCAAUCAUUAGCACUAAUGUCAGCCAUCGUUCAAUCAUUCACACAAUACAAGUCACUACAGGCAUACUUAGAAUCAUGUUACAAAUUAAUUUUUAACCCAAAUGAUAGAACUUGCUCUGUAUCCACAUGCUAUAUUAGAAAUGAUGUAAACCAUUUUAUUCAUUUAAUAACAAAAUGGACUCCUUUGAAAAAUGUUAAGUUUGCUCGAACAAAAUCACUGUUUGUUAGAUCCAUGGCACUAUUAAUAUACUGUAAUUCAAUUGAAGAAGCCAAUAAAAUACUCAAAGCUAUUUUUAAUGUAGCUUUAAGUCAAUACGAUGGUCGUAUUUUAAUAUCAAAUAAACAAUUAACAGAAGAUACUAUAUGUGCCUCGAGUAAAAAAUAUCUGCAAUCUUUGAUUUCCAAUAAAAUGGCAUACCUGCAGGAGUAUGAUACCUUUAUUGAUGAAAAUAGUACAGCCAAAGAACUUUCCGAAGAUCAUGAUCUUGAAGAUUUACGUGAAGAUUUUUUUGGUUCAUUUGAGAUUUGGGCAUCAUCAAUAGCUGAGCAAUGUAAAAUGGAAGUUCAAACAAAUGAAGGUGAUAUUGACAAUGCACAAUAUACUCCAGAAAUUGUGCCUCUUAUAAUUAAGUCCAUGAAGUUAUAUCCUUGUUGGUCAGGUAUCAUGAGAAAAACAUUUGGUUUUGGAGAAGCUUCAGCUUCCAGUUCCCGGAUAGAAAGUAAUUUCAAUCAACUAAAAAAUAGAGUUUUUAAAAGUGAUAAUUUACCAUUAAGAAUUGAUACAUUUUUAGACAAGAUUAUUUCUUAUUAUAAAGGCGAUCACUUACUGAUACAAAAUAAUAUUCCGCUUAAAAAAAUAUAUGACACUAACACAAUUCCAUCAAAUCAAUCAAGCGAUUCUGAUAGUAAAAAUCAGAAUGAAAAUGCUGAGUAUAUAAAAGUUGAUAAAAUUCAUAUAGAUACAGUGACACUUGAUAAAGAUUCAAAUACAUUUUUAGAAUGUAAUACAGAAACAAAUGCUGAAGAACCAUGGCAAAAGAAAAGGAUGUCAACAACAAUUAAAAAUAGUCUAUCAACAAAAUCUUACCUUAAACCGCAAGCAGGAUUUGAGCACCUCGAUGUCAACAAAAAAGUAUCAGAAAAACAAAUUGUAUUUUUAAAAAAUGGAAAUGAAUUUAACAACAGUAAAACUCAUAAUGAAAAUGCUGAUGCUGAGUACGAAAACAUUGAUAAAAUUCACAUAGAUACAGUGACACUUGAUAAAAAUUCAAAUACAUACAUUUGUAAUUAUACAGUUACUAACAAUUUAGAUGAAAAGUUAAAUGAAAAUCAACAAAUCAAUGAAGAAGUAUCAGGUAUCCUACAUCCAUGUUUAGCGUGUAGUAAUGGUAAUUUUCCUACAGGAGCCCAUCGUUGUGUACAAUGUACCAAGCCAGUUCAUUCAUUUGGCUGUUCAGUAAAAAAUAUAGAUAGUGAUGAGGAAUAUGUUGAGACACGGAUUUGUUUGACCUGUGUAGAAUGUAAUACAGAAACAAAUGCAGAAGAACAAUGGCAAAAGAAAGGGAAGUCAACAACAUUUAAAAAUAGUCGAUCUAAAAAAUCUUACCUUAAUCCACAAGCAGGAUUUGAGAACCUCAAUCUCAAUAAAAAAGGAUCAGAAAAACAAAUUGUAUUUUUAAAAAAUGGAAAUACUUUUAACAACAAGCCUCAAACAAUAAAAAACAUAGGAAAAGUUGUAUUAAGAAAUACUUGUUCUGUUGAUUCUAUAUUAACAUCAUUGGCCUAUGCAGCUGCAGACAGUAGUAACUAUCUCUCAUUCUUGGUAAAAAAUGAAAAAUCUGAUAGAACAGCAAAAUUUAUAACUAGAAUGUUAAGUACAAAAAAUGUAAAAAUAACUAGUUUGUAUAAAGAACGAAUAGAAUUAUUGGCACUGCAUUACCCAUAUAAUGAUAAAGAGCAUACUCUAGUAGGUAAUAUACAACUAAUUGAUGUUAUGGGAACAUUAAAAUCUACAGCAACAAAACUAUUCAACAAAUUGCCAUCAUAUACAAAAGUGAAUGUUUGCAAAAAUAUGUUAUGUCCUAAUUAUAUGACUGUACAAAAAUACCCAGUCCUUUCGUUAUGUGCUUUUGAUGGUUACAUAAAUGUACAAGAAGAAAUUGAAAAAUACUUUUCAACUGAAGAAAUAGACUGUAUUGAAUGUCCGUCAAGAAGGAAAUACACAUUCAAUCCAAAAUCCCAUAUAUUGAUUGAGCUUUUGUCACUUCCAAAAGAACUUGAAGCAUCGACAAGUUACGCAGACAUUUCUGACAUCUGUAAUGUUCCACAAAAUUAUACAAAACCAGUUUUAUGGGACUUGGAGGCAAUACCGAAAAUAUUAAUAAUAAAAACAAAAGAAUAUUAUUUAAGAAGUGCAAUCGUAUUUGAAGUGUACGAUGACCUUAAAGAAACAGCUACAAAAAAUCCCCAUGGAAAAAAACAAAAUGUAGAGUUUUUAAUAUACACAAUAUAA